UUUACGUUGGUAAAAUUCAAUUCAAUUCAACUCAAUUCUUGAAUCGAAUCUCCCACCAUGGAAUUCUCAAAUGGAGUUGGAGGAGAGAAUGAGUCCUCUGGAGAAGACGAUAAUGGAAAGGGCAAAAAGAAAAUGUUUGAGUCUACAGAAGGGAUGAGGCGAAGGGGCCGUCCUUUGGGGUCUAAGAACAGGCCCAAACCAGGCGAAGAUUUGGAAGUUGGAGAAGGCAGCAGGCCAAUUCCCCUCAUCUUGUCAACAGGGAGUAACAUAGUCCGUUGCUUGCAUCAUUUCAUUGACAACCACGUGACUGGAAUCUUCAUUUCCACAGCUCGUGGAUUAGUGAGCCAAGUCAAAAUUCGGGCUCCCGGCCAUCAGGAGCCCAUCAGUUUGGAAGGAAUUUUUGAGCUGACAGGGCUGUGUGGUGCUCUUAUUCCUGCCUCUUGGAAUCUCCCUCUGAAAGCAACUCUUGAAGCUCCUCAAGGACAGGUUAUUAAGGGAGAAAUUUUUGAAGACCAUCUUUUGGCAGCUGGUCCGCUUACCAUUCUAGUUACUCGCUUAGCCAGUCCUUUUCGUUUGGGUAAUCCUUUAAUGACCCAAUAUGGUAAUGGUCUUGGUAAUGGCAUCAUGCCUCCUUCUUCGGCUAAGAAUAAUGGGUUUCCAUCUACUCCAUUAAAUCUUCUUCCACCACCAGGACCAGCUGCUCCAUCUCAGCCUGCACCAAAUGUACUACGCCCUUGUAAUGGCAUUGGCAGUAGUAAUAUGCAUAUGCACAACAAUGGAUUUUCGACAGCUGCUCCAACUCCUGGUCCAUUAUCUCAGGCAAAUGAUGUGCAGAAUGAAUACCCAUCUUCUCCUCAUCAUCACACGGCAAGGAUGAACAAUGACUACCCUCCAGCAAUACCUGGACCAUCAGUAGCCGAUUUCCUCAACAAUGGCUACUUUUCCGGCCCCUUUUCAACUCCAGCACCACCAUCUUCAUCUCAGGCAAAUCAUCAUGUGAAGAAUGAAUACCCAUCUUCAUCUACAGCUGCACUAGGGAUGAACAUUAAUGACUACCUUACAAUGGCAUCAAUACCCGACUUCUCAAUUUCUCCCUUUGAUUCUCCUUUUGAUAUUUCUAACUUUGCAUCUUUGCCCGAUCCAGCUAAUGGUGGUCAUUACUCCGUACCCUGGGAGGAUUAGGGGUUUAAAAGGACAAAGAGUUGUAACAUAUACACUUUUCUUUCUUGUGCUGACUGGUUAUAGUUUUAGAGCUAGUACUUGUAUAGUUUGUUGAUACCUUACAUCAUAUACAGGUGGUUGAGCUUUAUAUACAGGUGGUUGACAUUCAUAAGGUGAAUAGAAUUCUUUCAAGGAAGGAUUGGUUAAAGAUUCUCAAUUUGGAUAUAUGGCAUCAGAUUUUUCUCACAUGUAAUUGCCUUAAAAAGGGGUGCCUAGUUAAAUCUGAAUCAAAUGAGAGUCAAGGUUGAACCACAUUGGUGAACAUGAUUUGU
This is a messenger RNA of Cryptomeria japonica (Japanese cedar), 1493 nucleotides long. Its product is annotated as AT-hook motif nuclear-localized protein 23. The record is from RefSeq and is a predicted model, not a curated record. Gene Ontology annotation, molecular function: DNA-binding transcription factor activity; minor groove of adenine-thymine-rich DNA binding. The coding region runs from base 58 to 1182 and encodes 374 amino acids. Lineage: Eukaryota; Viridiplantae; Streptophyta; Pinopsida; Cupressales; Cupressaceae. Gene Ontology annotation, cellular component: nucleus. The transcript has a single exon.